UCGAAAUUCGCGGAUUCCGAACGUGGUUCAGCAAUUUGUUUUAUUAAAAUUAAUUGAGACUAAAUGGUUGAUUGGGACUAUUUCAGUUUUAAAAUAGUUUUAGAUACCCUUUAAUUUACUACCAAUGUAAGAAUACUGUAGUAAAAUGGAUAAAUCCAAGUUGUUAUCGGGUGAAGAAAUAGUGGAUAAAGGUGCUAUCAAGAUCGAUGUGACUUUACCUGAGGUAGGUCUGAAAGAUGUGAAGCCGGAUGGAUCUUGGCUGGAGGGAAAACAGAUACAAUCUGCUUUGGAGGCGAGAAAGCACUUGGUCGAGGCUGAAAGGAUCGAAAAGAGUGGUAUACUGAGCCACGCAGAGUGGCAAGAUGAGCUUAAACUUGCGGAGGUCACCAAGCAGUCUGGUAGCCAUUGGCAGUUCUUUGGACACCACCGAGAUAAGAAGCUGUACUUGAGACCUGAAGAAGCCUUGUUUUUGAUUGAAGUGAAUUGCCUGGUACUGAAAUAUAAUGGAGUAACAGUAUCACUUCAGCAAGCCUACUCCUUGUUACUUUCUGAUGACAUUACCAUCGUCCAAUACAAAGUGUAUGCUUCUUUAAGCAGAUUGGGGUACAAAGUUUUUAAACACGUCCCCAAAGUAGAACCACCAGAUAAUAAGCCUAAAAAUGACAAUUUAAAGUCUGAAGAUGUUACCAAAACCAAUGUAACAGAGACAGUUACAACUUCAGAUGAAAAAACUACUGACAAUAAGUCAGAAAACAAUGAUACCAAUGAAAAAAUGGUUGAAAACCUAAACAUUGUCAGUGAUGAACCUAAAAAUGCAAGUGAAUUGAACACAAUUGGAACAAAAGAUAGUGUGAUGGAAGUUGAAACACCUAUUAUGACACAUACAGAUGAUAAUAAACCUAUAGAAAGUGCAGAAGAAGAAAAAACUAAUGAUGAGACCUUGGAAAAAGAAGAAUCUAAUGUAAACAAUACAAUUGAAACAAAAGAUAGUUUAAUGGAGGUUGAAACGCCAAUUGUGAUAAAAACAGAGGAAAAUAAACCUAAAGAAAAUGCAGAAGGCAACAAAACUCGUGAUACCUUAGAAGAAGAAUCUAAUGGGAACAAUACAAUUGAAAAUAAUGAUACUGUGAUGGAGGUUGAAACCCCAAUCGUGACAGAAACAGAUGAAAAUAAACCUAAAGAAAAUGCUCAAGAAGAAAAAACUGGUGAUAAUAACUUGGAAGUAGAAUCUAAUGUUGAAACAAAAGAUAGUGAGAUGGAGAUUGAAACGCCAAUUGUAACAGAAACAGAUGAAAAUAAACCUAAAGAAAAUGCAGACAAAGUUAUAAUUAAUGAUAAGGAGAUGGAAGAAGAAUGUGUUAUUAUUUCUGAAGAGAAAGUUAGUGACAACACCUGUGAAGUGAAAACCAAUGAUAAUACCAAUGAGGAGACAAAUAAAGAUUUAUCAAUGGAUGUAGAUAAAACUUCAGACUCAGAUGCUAACAGUGAUAGAAGUUUGCAGAACCAAAUCCGUGAAGCAACAAUGAAUAAUAUUGAUGUUUCCGAUGCAUGCUCAACAAAUGGCAGUGAAAAUAUAGACCCUUUAAAAAGGUACUGUCAAUGGAAGUUGCAUAAACUUAUGAACCGUCAAGACAAAACAUCUAAAACAAGUAUUCACCAAAAAUUCGAGAAUUGCCCUGAUUUAUUGGAAAACCAAGUUGCUACCAUGAAAGUGCCAAAUGAUGAUUACAUUCCUCACAACAUUUACUUGAACAAAUUGUAUUAUGUUAUCAAUGUAGAGAAUAUUCGAAAGAAAAAUAACAACACAGUGUCCGAAGCAACAUACAGUUUAUCAGAUGAAGUCAACGGAGCUCAUAUUAAAAGAGUAACUAGUUCUGGCUUGACCGCCACGUCAAAUCCUCGUCCGAUGCAAACAUUUUUCCAAAAAUUCGGACCCACCGGACCUUAUAGACAUUAUGCGUACUACAGACCCAGCACUCACUAUUACCAAUUCAAUCUAUUUUACCAAAGACCCUACAUGCCCUUCAAUCCAAGAUCUCAAUUUUUCCCAAGGAUGCAAAACAUGCCAACGUUCCCUGGGUACUCUAACAACCCACCUAGAAAUACUCAAAAAAACCAGCGCAAGAGACGAAAGGCGUCACCGAAAUCAUUACAUUUUGAGGCCAUAAAAAAUUUGGCAGCAAAACUCAAACACCUGUGUGACAAUGGAAAUGUGAAACCUGAGAAUAUCCAGGCACUGCAGAAAAUCAUUACUACUUACAAUGAUAGAUAUCUCACCAAGUUACGAUUGAGUGCAGAGUAUGAAGUUGUAAACGAUGAGAACAUAGUGGAAGUGAUUGAUUUGGAUGAUGAUGAAGCAUCUACUGCCAAAAAACCCAAAAAGGGCGAGAAAUGCGAUUUGUUUCAUGAAAAUCUGAACAAAAUUCGACAAAUGGCAAACGCUCUUAGAUCAUUAGAAGUCCAAAAUAAAACAUCUGGUAGACAUCGGCGAGCACUGUCCGGUCUCAUCAAAACAUUCAACAAAUCAUUCAAAGCUGAAAUUUAUAUGAACGAAAAUUUUCAAGUGAUAGAUAAGCGGUUCAUUAACCUGGAUUCUGACUCAGAUUCUGAUUCGGUUGUUGAAGUGAAACCGAAGAAUACGGGAAAGAAACUAAGAAAUCCUUUCAACAUCCUGAGGAGGCUAGCUCGAAAUACUAGAGGCGAUUCUCUUGCACAGACAGGCAGCUCAAAUCAAGUUUCCUUAGAAAAGGCAUUCAAAAAAACAUGGGUGCCAAAUGACGAUGAUUUUGGCAGGCCUGAAGUAACUCAACGCGAUACUAUGAUUGCGCGAAUUAUUCAAACAAAGAAUGACGAAUUCAUAACAGAAUUCUAUAAAAACCAGUCAUUCGACAACUGGGUAGAUCUUAAAAUUGCAUUUUUACAAAAUAUUGAAGAUACAAAUGCACUUCUCGAUACCAGAGAAAUGAUGAACAAUAAUAACAUAGAUUUGAAGGCUUUGGUGAAACUGGAUGAUUGUACUGACAUGCUUGCCGUGUUGAAGAAAUUGAGUAUCAUAAAAAAUAAUAGUGAUAUCGAUAAAAACAAUGAUCUUUCAAUCGAUUUUGAUGUUUACAACCGAGAUGUCAAAAACUUCCGGAAGGCGAGCAGACCAAAACCGCAUUUUAGAAUUGUGUGUAUUGAAGAAACCGCUGCAUGCCCUCUCGGUGUGGACAUUGCAUCUCUCCACGCCAAGUAUGAAGACGAUGUGACCAUCCUAUUCGCUGUAGUUGGUAUUGGAUCAAUUUCCUACCUACAGAUGAACCCUAGCGAUUUGCCAGUCUACGUAUCGUGUAACGAGCUGCGGUAAACUAUUUAUUAUUACGAUGUGAUAAGACUUAUUAAUUAAGUAGGUAUGAUAUCCAAUUUUACGUAUUGAACGCAACAAACGAGUUUCCAAACAGGCUGAAAGCCUUUUGGGUUUCUAUGAAAAUGAAUAAGCACUUACUAAAUGCAUAGCGUAUAACUAUGUACCGCUCCACGACCGCUGGACCUAGUCAGUUAUGUGUGCUAUGCAUGUAUUUACAUAUUCAAAAUUAAGACAAAGUUAAGAGCUUUAUUUAACAAACGUGACAACAAUGCUAUUGGUCGCGCAACCAGAGACAAGGCACUUGAGGUUGAUGGUUGCACAAAGAUUUGUAUUUUAUCUUUUUUGUCGAUUGUCUGUAUAAUUUAACAGGUAUUUUAAGCUUGUCGCGCUGGCGUCUUGCGUAUUUGUGGGUCAGUGUCAGGAUUAUAAUAUUAUUUCACUGUUCUUCAAUCAAUGAACACAUUAGGGCGUUAGUAGCGCGACUGCAGCGCGGCAGCGGCGUUUUUAUAAUGUGAGCAUACGCUGUCACAUAGUAUGAAAUUUUCGGCAGCGCGUCUGUCGCGCGUUUAUCGCGCUGCUAGAUCGCCUAUAGUUCCAAAAUACUGAACUGUCCUAUCCAUGACAUUGACAGCGGGGCGCCACCGUCAUUACCGGAUCGCUGGUUCCGAUUUUUGCCAUGUUGGAAACCAUAUAGUUGAACGAUGGUAGCGCCCCCCUGUCAUUGAGUUUGGCGGGACAGUUCAGCGUGGGUCAUUCUCUAUCUACGUGGGUCAUCUAUAAAUGUGAAAGCGCUCUUAGUCUGAGUUUACAUCAAACGUCAUCCGCUAGGGACGCUGUACAAUCUGUCAUUCGCUAGGGGUCCUGUACAUUUAAUGUCACUUUUUUACGCAGUCACUAGUGAACUAAGCCCUAUUUCUCAUAAAAAAAUCUUCGAGUUCAAAUUUUCAGCGUACCAUUAAAUGCUAACGAACUGUCAAAUAGUUGCAAAAAACGGUUCUGUUUGACGUAACGGCACAAAGUGACGGCGACAGCAUCACGCAUCUCUUUUUAUCACACAGUGUUGCUGCUAGUGACAUCUCGCUCGCUUAGUUCUUUGUUGCUCUAUUCCGCUAGGUAUAUUAACUUUAUGGUUCACCUCAACUUUUGUUGCGCGACCUAUAAUAAUAGUUAAACCGGGAAAGCCAAGAAAAAAAAAUUUAGGUGCAAGACCAAUAUUAUUGCUGUUGUCAAUUUUCUUAAUUGGGCUCUUGGUAUUUUGUAAGAGACAUUUACAAUUAGGCAGUGACCACACUUAUAAAAAUAUGUUGUCGGUGGUCGCUCCCUAAUCUAUAAUUAAAUGUGCAUGUAUAUUUAUGUAAGUAUGUGUGAUUUUUGCAUUUUUGUUCCUCUUCAAAACCGUCUUUGAAAAUUGAAAUACUAUAAUUUUUAUUACUCCACUGGUUGUUUAAUCUUAUAUAAACACACAAUAUUUAUUAUUACAAAUAAAUAGUAAGGUUGUAAAAGUUAUUGAAGGAAAAUGUGGGCAGCUGACAUUUUUACUUGUUAAAAUGUCAUGCCUACAUUAUUCUCUAAAUAUGCUAAGAAGAACCACUUGUGUGUCCAAUUUAAUAAUCAAUCAAAAUAGUCAUGUAAUGUAGUACAAAGGGCUUAGUGUGAGUUUACAUCAAACGUCGGCACUAGUGAAGGCGUAAAAAAUGAUAUUAAAUGCAUGACGCAUUGUAUAGCGCCCCUAGCGGAUACUUUCAAGAACGAAAAUCUUCAUGGAUUUUUUAAACGCGCUCACUACUGACGACUUUUGAUGUAAACUCACACUAAGCCCUCAGUUCCAAGCGGGUCAGUACCUGGAAUUUUAACUUUAUUGUGUAUCUAUAGUAUUAAAUUCAACACUG
Ostrinia nubilalis (European corn borer) is the source of this 5235-nucleotide messenger RNA. RefSeq lists its product as uncharacterized. Bases 146 to 3346 code for a protein of 1066 amino acids. The transcript has 6 exons. The record is from RefSeq and is a predicted model, not a curated record. Gene Ontology annotation, cellular component: tRNA-intron endonuclease complex. Gene Ontology annotation, biological process: tRNA-type intron splice site recognition and cleavage. Lineage: Eukaryota; Metazoa; Arthropoda; Insecta; Lepidoptera; Crambidae.